This is a messenger RNA of Leptopilina boulardi, 2474 nucleotides long. RefSeq names its product chondroitin sulfate N-acetylgalactosaminyltransferase 1 (gene Csgalnact). Gene Ontology annotation, molecular function: glucuronosyl-N-acetylgalactosaminyl-proteoglycan 4-beta-N-acetylgalactosaminyltransferase activity. Gene Ontology annotation, cellular component: Golgi cisterna membrane. The transcript is spliced from 10 exons. The coding region runs from base 86 to 1846 and encodes 586 amino acids. The record is from RefSeq and is a predicted model, not a curated record. Lineage: Eukaryota; Metazoa; Arthropoda; Insecta; Hymenoptera; Figitidae.
UGUAAUCAAGAAUUGCAAAAAUUUGACGCGCAAUGAAAUAUUCAAUCAUUCACAUUUCAUUGCGAUAGGGGUUCAAAUUAUCCUUAUGUCCACAAGCAUGGUCUUUUCAAGUAUUGCCAAGCGACGCAGGGACAUAAUGUUGCGCGUGCUGGGAGUUCGACUGUUGUCGAGGCUGCUGGUCCUUGUCUGUUCGCUCUCAUUGCUGUCACUCCUCUUCCUCAGUCGCUGUGGCUUCAAUAAUCUCGACACGGACCUCAUUGACACUGCUGGUCCUGUUACAGCUGCAAAUUUAAUAGAAGCAAAUUUAAGGGAAGAAGAAACUAGACUCGAGGUUGAGAGGCUUACAGCUGAAAUUCGAACAUUAAAGCUGCAGAUCUUGCAGCUUACUGGAGGACCACCCGGACAUAGUGAAACGUCUUCAUUAAUAAAUGCCAGCGAUGUGGGUGAUUGUUUGGCAGCACGUCGACAAGUUGAAUUUGCAGAGAUCACUCAGGGUCUUCCACUAAACAACGAAUAUGAAUUAAUAGCAUUCAAUCAUUUUACAUUCUCAAGACUUUAUCCAGUCGAUUUAGGUCUAGGCAAACGUGUUGUUGAAAAACCAAUUGGAUUUAAAAGAAAAGAUUUACUUGAGGCUCUUACCAAAGCAAUGGAUGCAUUAAAUAAAAAUGUAUCAUCGCUUUCAUUAAGGUAUACAUUGGAAGAUUUCUUAGAAGGUCUCUAUAGAAUUGAGCCAACUACAGGAACUCAAUAUGAGAUGUACUUUAGGACAAAGAACUUAAAUAAAAGUGCUGCACAAGUAACACCUUCGGGAUAUACUAAAAUUACCUUAAUGAGGCCUUACGCACCUAUUCAAUUUGUCUCAACUGAGAGGCAACAUGCCAAGGAAAAGGAACUGAUUCAUAUAAUUCUACCACUUUCUGGUAGAACAAGUACCUUUCAAAGUUUUAUGGACAAAUUUGUGAAGAUUGGUCUCAAAAAUGAUAGAAGAGUACAUUUAACGGUUGUUUAUUUUGGUACUGAAGGCUUAUCAGAAGCUAGAGCUAUUAUGUCAAGGAUUUUAAUGACUCGUGGUAGUGGUGGGACAAAUCAAAAUUUGCGACUUUUGGCAUUAAAUGAAACUUUCUCAAGGGGCAAAGGAUUAAGGGUUGGUGCUGAAAGAGCCUGGGAAGGAGAGGGAGAUGUUCUUUUGUUCAUGUGUGAUGUCGAUGUUGUAUUUAGUGCCAGAUUUUUGGACAGGUGUCGAUGGAAUACGGCUCCAGGUCGAAAGGUCUAUUAUCCCAUUGUCUUUAGUCUAUAUAAUCCUCACGUUGUGUACACACUUCAGGGUCGCGAAGUGCCGCCUGAAACUGAUCAAUUGGUUAUAUCAAGAGACACCGGAUUUUGGAGGGAUUUCGGAUACGGGAUGACAUGUCAAUACAGAUCUGAUUUUCUAAGGGUAAGAGGAUUUGACGAGGAUAUUGUCGGAUGGGGUGGAGAAGAUGUCACUUUAUAUCGAAAAUACGUUAAGAGCAACAUCAAGGUCAUUAGAGCUACAGAUCCGGGGAUUUUUCAUAUUUGGCAUCCAAAGGUUUGCUCGGGUGGACCUGGUCAACGAUUAUCAACAGAUCAAUAUCGAGCUUGUAUUCGUUCACGAGCAUUAAAUGAGGCCUCACAUGCUCAAUUAGGCUUUUUAGCAUUUCGUGAAGACAUUGCCAGUCAGUCUUUAAAUCUAAAAUCGUCUUCGACAAAAAAAAAGAAGCCACCAUUAAAAAAGGAGAAGAAAAAAUUGCCAAAGCAGCAGCACACUAAAAUGCAAACUCAAGUGAAAGAGAAAACAGUGGGUAGGACAUCCAAGGAUCAAACUUGAUCCCCUAAAGCCGAUCGCCAAGAAUUUUGACUGUAAAUAUUCUGUAUAAAGAAAGAAAAGAAUCCUUUAAACCUGCAAAGUGUUAUCUUUAUUCGAUGGUUAUUUUCAAGGAAUAUAUCAGUUCCGAAAGUAUCGAAAAAAACUUAAUAGAACCUUUAUGAAACAAUAACAGUCCAAGGGAGUAUUUUACGUUUGUGGAUGAAAUGAAAAAUCUAGUCCUUUGCACGAAAUAACAAUAAUAUAGCUGCAAAAGUAACUUUUCAGAAAAAAAAAUUAAAUGCUUAAGAAAUAUUAAGACCGGUGUCAAAUAAAUCCUGUGCCUUCAGUUUUAGCCAAUUUGUUCAUAUAGAUUUUGAAUAGAUAAUUUUAUUUCAAAAUUUCAUGUUUAUAAUUUCUAUUUUUUUUAAUUUACAAUAGCUAAAUUUUUAUUUUAAUUACUUAGAUGAUUAAUGUAAAGAAAAAUUAUAUUCAACGAAAAUAUCUUGUUCCUAGGACACGGUCUUAAUUAAACAUUUAAAUGAAAAGAAAUUUUUUAAACUAGAAUUUAGACUGUCACAAAUUCCAUUUUUAAUUUUACUUUUCUAAAAUUAAAAAAUUUCUAUUUUUAUAAUUAUUGUGCAUUUAUAAU